Molecule: messenger RNA, 1119 nt
Organism: Penicillium odoratum
Lineage: Eukaryota; Fungi; Ascomycota; Eurotiomycetes; Eurotiales; Aspergillaceae
Product: 5'-methylthioadenosine/S-adenosylhomocysteine nucleosidase family protein
Exons: 1
Coding region: 1-1119 (372 amino acids)
Biological process (GO): nucleoside metabolic process
Molecular function (GO): catalytic activity
Source: RefSeq, a predicted model, not a curated record
AUGCCUAGCCCAGAUCAAUACACUGUGGGUUGGAUCUGUGCUAUUCAAACAGAAUAUACUGCCGCUGUCGUAUCUCUCGAUGAACUGCAUGAUCCCCCGACCUCUCUGCCACCCCGCAACCAAAAUGACUUCACCCUAGGCAAGAUUGGGAAUCACAAUGUUGUUAUCUCCGUGCUCCCGAUGGGAGAGUACGGUACCUCUUCAGCAGCACAAGUAGCCGAGGGCAUGGUGCAAGCUUUCCCGAACGUUCGCAUCGCUCUGAUGGUUGGUAUCGGCGGUGGUGCACCGAGCCCAAAGCACGAUAUCCGACUUGGAGAUAUAGUCGUCGGUAUACCUAAGAACGGUCGAGGUGGUAUUUUUCAAUACGACUUCGGGAAGGCAAUUCAGGACCAGGAGUUUAAGCCGACGGGCUUUCAUAAUAAGGCGCCCACUUUUCUGCGUAAUGCGGUGAGCGGGCUCGCCAUGAAGUAUGAACAUGAAGGCCAUCGGAUUGAAGAUCUUAUUCGCGAGCUUUUGGAGAAGAAACCCCGACUGCGAAAAAAGUAUUCACGUCCCAAUCCAGCGACUGAUCGACUAUAUAAGAGCGAUUCCAUGCACCCUUUCGGAAACGAAUCUUCCUGCGACCUUGUUUGCAGUUCUGAUAAAACCUCCCUGGUUUUACGGGCUCCGCGCACCGACGAGGAUGAUAAUCCAGCUAUCCAUUACGGUCUCAUCGCAUCAGCCAAUACGCUUAUGAAAGAUGCCAAGAUUCGAGACGAAAUCGCGAAGAAAAACGACGUCCUGUGCUUUGAAAUGGAGGCCGCUGGCUUGGUCAAUUCCUUCCCUUGCUUGGUGAUUCGUGGUAUCUGCGACUACUCCGAUUCGCAUAAGAAUAAGGAAUGGCAAGGGUAUGCAGCCAUGACAGCAGCGGCAUAUGCGAAGGAUCUGCUAUACCGAAUCAUCCCUCAGGGAGUUAUCCAGCAAGAGAAGAUCACGAAUAUCUUGAAGCAAGGCGAUCAUUAUAUCACCAACAAUACUUACAAAGAGGGUGAUACCAACAUAACGUUUUCGGGCAACAAUUCGGGGUUUCAGGUUGGGAUGAAUAAUGGCUCGAUUAACGAUGUGACAACUGGACGUUAG